Cherax quadricarinatus is the source of this 2550-nucleotide messenger RNA. The record is from RefSeq and is a predicted model, not a curated record. NCBI's taxonomy places the organism in Eukaryota, Metazoa, Arthropoda, Malacostraca, Decapoda, Parastacidae.
AGUUCUUCCCAAUCUCUAACAAAUAGUUUAUUCUCAUCAUUAACCAGUAGUUCCUGCUCAUCUGUAACCAUCAUAUCUUCCUCGUCAGUGACAAGCAGUUCUUCCUCAUCAGUAACUAGUAUUUCUUCCUCAUCAGUAUGCAGCAUUUCCUCCCCAUCAAAAUCCAGAAGUUCCUCCAAGUCUCUAAAGAGCAGUUCUUCCCUAUCAGUAUCCAGUAUUUCUUCAUCACUAACUAGUAGUUCUUCACCAUCUCUAACAAGCAGUUCUUCCUCAUCAGUAACCAGCAGUUCUUCCUUAUCAAAAACCAGCGGUUCUUCCUUAUCAAAAACCAGCAGUUCUUCGUCAGCAGUAACCAGUAAUUCUUCUUCAUCACUCACCAGUAGUUCUUCGGCUUCUCUUACUAGUAGUUCUCCCUCAUCAGUAACCAGCAGUUCAUCGUUAACAGAAACCAGGAGUUCUUUCUCAUCAUUAAACCAUAACUCUUCCCCAUCUCUAACCAGUAGUUCAUCAUCAUUAACCAUAAGUUCUUCCUCAUCAUUAACCAGUAGUUCCCCCUUACCAGUAACCAGCAGUUCUUCCUCAUCAUUAACCAGUAGUUCCCCCUCAUCAUUAACCAGUAGUUCUUCCUCAUCAGCAACCAGCAGUUCUUCCUCAACAUUAACCAGUAAUACUUCCUCAUCACUAAUCAGUAGUUCUUCCUCCACACUUACCAGUAGAUCUUCCUCAUCAGUAGCCAGUAGUUCUUCCUCAUCAGUAACCAGUAGUUCUUCCUCAAUACCUAGCAGUAGUUCUUACUCAUCACUAACUAGUAGUUCUUCCCCAUCUCUAACAAUCAGUUCGUCCUCUUCAGUAACCAGCAAUUCUUCCUCAUCAGCAAGCAGUGGUUCUUCCUUAUUAGAAACCAGCAGCCCUUCCUCAUCAUUAAGCAAUAACUCUUCCUCAUCAGUAAUCAGUAGUUAUUAUUCAUCAGUAACCAGAAGUUCGUCCUCAUCAGUGACAAGCCGUUCUUCAUCAUCAGUAACCGGUAAUUCUUCCUCAUCACUAACCGGUAGUUCUUCCUCAUCUGUAACGAACUUUUCUUCUUCAUCAGUAACCAGUAAUUCUUCCUUAUCGCUAGCCAGUAGUUAUUCCUCAUCAUUAACCAGUAGUUCUUCCUCAUCAUUAACCAGUACUUCUUCACCACUAACCAGUAGUUCUUCCUCAUCAGUAACCAGUAGUUCUUCCCUAAUAGUAACCAGUAGUUCUUACUCAUCACUAACCAGUAGUUCUUCACCAUCUCUAACAAGCAGUUCUUCCUCAUCAGUAACCAGCAACUCUUCCUCAUCAGGAACCUGCAGUUCUUCCUUAUCAGAAACCAGCAGUUCUUCCUCAUCAUUAACCAGUAACUCUUCCUCAUUAUUAAUCGGAAGUUCUUCCUCAUCGGUAACCAAAAGUUCUUCUUCAUCACUAACCAAAAAUUCCUCCUCGUCACUAACCAGUAGUUCUUACUCAUCGCUUACAAGUAGUUCUUCCCAAUAUCUAGCCAGUAGUUCUUCCCCAUCUCUAACAAGUAGUUCAUUCUCAUCAUUAACCAGUAGUUCCUGCUCAUCUGUAACCAUGAUAUCUUCCUCGUCAGUGACAAGCAGUUCUUCCUCAUCAGUAACUAGUAUUUCUUCCUCAUCAGUAUGCAGCAUUUCCUCCCCAUCACAAUCCAGAAGUUCCUCCAAGUCUCUAAAGAGCAGUUCUUCCCUAUCAAUAUCCAGUAUAUCUUCAUCACUAGCUAGUAGUUCUUCCUCAUCAGUAACCAGCAGAUCUUCCUUAUCAAAAACCAGCAGUUCUUCCUUAUCAGAAACCAGCAGUUCUUCGUCAGCAGUAACCAGUAAUUCUUCUUCAUCACUCACCAGUAGUUCUUCCCCAUUCCUAACUACUAGAUCUCCCUCAUCAGUAACAAGCAGUUCUGCGUUAGUAGUAACCAGGAGUUCUUCCUCAUCAUUAAACAAUAACUCUUCCCCAUUUCUAACCAGUAGUUCAUCUUCAUCAUUAACCAGCAGUUCUUCCUCAUCAUUAACCAGCAGUUCCCCCUCUCCAGUAACCGACAGUUCUUCCUCAUCAUUAACCAAUAGUUCCGCCUCAUCAUUAAACAGUAGUUCUUCGUCAUCAGUAACCAGGAGUUCUUCAUCAACAGUAACCAGCAAUUCUUCCUCAUCACUAAUCAGUAGUUCUUCCUCAUCAAUAGCCAGUAAAUCUUCCUCAUCAGUAACCAGUAGUUAUUCCACAUCACGAACCAGUAGUUCUUUCAAAUCUCUAACCAGUAGUUCUUCCCCAUCAUUAACCAGUAGGUCUUCCUCAACACUAACCAGAAGAUCUUCCUCAUCAGUAACCAGUAAUUCUUCCACAUCACGAACCAGUAAUUCUUUCAAAUCUCUAACCAGUAGUUCUUCCCCAUCACUAACCAGAAGUUCUUCUUCAGCAUUACCCAGCAGUUCUUCCUCAUCAUUAAUCAGUAGUUCCUCCUCAUCGAAGUUCGUUCUCAUCAGUGACAAGCCGUUCUUCCUCAUCAGUAACCGGUAA